AUGAAAAAAGGAAAAAUAAUAAUUUUAUAUUUUCUUAUAGUUAUUCAUAUCAAUUUUUAUAAAAAUGUUAAAAUCAAAAAAAAAUGGGGGAAUAUAUUUUACUUAUAUAAUACCCCCCCACUAAACAAACAAAAAAAAAACUUCCAACUGAAAAAUAGUUGUACGUUUCUAACUGGGAUUAAACCAAGUGGAAGUAUACACCUAGGGAACUACAUAGGUUGCUUAUCUCCCAUUAUAAAUCUUGAAGCUCAAAAAGAGGAAAACUACACAAAUGAUGCAAAACGAAUAAACAAAAUAAUCCUAAUUGCCGAUCUACAUAGUCUGACAAAUAUUAAUAAUAUAUUUUCAUUAAAGCAAAAUGUUGUCGACUCAGUAAAGACUAUGAUUUCUUUGAUUAUAAACAUGUACAUGAAAAAAAAAAACUACAUCGAUAUCUAUAUAAAUGACAUAAAUAUAGAACACAUUAUUAAACAACUUAAUAUAAACAUAAAGGAUGAUAUAAAUAUCCAAAAUCUAUUAUCAUUUAAUGAUGACAAUAUGUAUCUCAAUUUAUCAGAAGUAUGCAAACAAAAAGACAUUUUUACUUCACAACACCAAAAUUUAAAUACAAAUAAACAAAAUGAUAAUCAUAAAUUUUGUACAAAAUCAAAUAUUAAACAAAAACAUUAUUUUUACAUAAUUAAACAAUCUGAUAUACAACAACACACAUCUCUUUAUUAUUUAAUAAAUUCUUUUUCUUCCAUUAAUAUGCUAAACUCACAUAUACAUAUAAAAGUUAGUGAAAAUAAAAAAUCCUUUUCCUUAUUUUCCUAUCCAAAUUUAAUGUUAUCAGAUAUUAUGCUUUAUAAACCUCACUAUUUAAUAAUAGGGUUAGAUCAAAAAAAAAACAUUGAAAUUAUAAAAAAAAUUUCAAAAAAAAUUAAUACAUCCUUAAAUAAGCAUAUAAUUAAAUUGCCCAAAAUAUAUUCUUCAAAAUUCAAUAUCGAAAUAAUGAAUUUGGAUGGACAUAAUAAAAUGAGUAAAGAUAAAGAAUUAUCAACUUGUCAAAAUUUACAUAAAGUUAUUUAUCUAUUUGAUAAUAAAAAUAUAAUCGAAGACAAAAUUCGAAGAAGUAAAACAGAUAAUUACAACACAUUAAUAUAUGCUAAUCAUGAUAGAAAAGAAAUUAAUAAUCUUAUUAAUAUGUAUUUCUUCUUUUUUUAUCAUAAAAUUAAAAAUAUAUAUUAUAAUUUAAAUAAUUCUAAAGAGGAAAACGAUAAAAUUCUUUCCCUUCAAAACUCUCUAUUUUUAAAUAACACUAUAGAACAAAACCCCCAAUCUCAGCCUAUGAAUAUCCACAAUCAACCUGACGAAAAUCUGCAAAAUUAUAACCAUCUACCCAAAACACAUAAUGAAAAAAUUAUUUUAAAAAAAUAUAAUAUCAACCCAAAUUUUAAUGUAAAUAUUAUAAAUAAUAUCCUAUCUAACUAUAAUAAUAAUUAUCAACAUUUUAAAUAUGAUCUGUCUCAACUAAUAUAUAACCAUUUCAGAUUCUCAAAGUAUUGUUAUGAUAAACUUCAUUCCGAACAUGCAUUAAUAAGUAAUUUAUUAAAGAUUGGGAAACAAUGCUUAUAUGAAAAGGCUUCCAAAACAUAUAAGAGUUUCAAGAGAAAUUUAAAUAUAUAA
Molecule: messenger RNA, 1665 nt
Organism: Plasmodium vinckei vinckei
Lineage: Eukaryota; Apicomplexa; Aconoidasida; Haemosporida; Plasmodiidae
Product: tryptophan--tRNA ligase, putative
Exons: 3
Coding region: 1-1665 (554 amino acids)
Biological process (GO): tryptophanyl-tRNA aminoacylation
Cellular component (GO): mitochondrion
Molecular function (GO): ATP binding; tryptophan-tRNA ligase activity
Source: RefSeq, a predicted model, not a curated record